UCUGUCCAUAAACCUUCUUCCACCACAUGGCUGUGCUAGAGUUUCUGAGCCUAGCCUGGCUCAAAAGGCUCCCCAGUUCAUGAAUUGUUAUUUUCUUAAUUAAACUCCUUUAAAUUUAAUUCAGCUGAAGCUUUGCUUUCAUCGGAUGUGGUCAGAAGCAGGAUCUGAAGUAGAGCCUCUAAUGACCCCCAGGAGUGCUGAGUGAACAAUCAAGGUACCUGCAAGACCCAUUUGUGUCCAUUGAUCUCUCGGAGCAGCUGGGGAUCAUGGAGUGUGGGGCUGAUUGUGCCAAGUUCCAGAAGAGUGAGCUAGAAUUCAAGUUUAAUCGGAAAGCCUUGGAGAGGCCAUACACCUCAAAGCAUUCCUGGGGGAAGACGUACGGGGAGCACAAACGACACCUGGAGUUCAACCAUGACCAGUACAGGGAGCUGCAGAGGUACGCUGAGGAAGUUGGGAUCUUCUUCACUGCCUCUGGCAUGGAUGAGAUGGCAGUUGAAUUCCUGCAUGAACUGAAUGUUCCAUUUUUCAAAGUUGGAUCUGGAGACACUAAUAAUUUUCCUUAUCUGGAAAAGACAGCCAAAAAAGGUCGCCCAAUGGUGAUCUCCAGCGGGAUGCAGUCGAUGGACACCAUGAAGCAAGUCUAUCAGAUUGUGAAGCCCCUCAACCCCAACUUCUGCUUCUUGCAGUGUACCAGCGCGUACCCGCUCCAGCCUGAGGACGUCAACCUGCGGGUCAUCUCGGAAUAUCAGAAGCUCUUUCCUGACAUUCCCAUAGGGUAUUCUGGGCAUGAAACAGGCAUAGCAAUAUCUGUGGCCGCAGUGGCUCUGGGGGCCAAGGUAUUGGAACGUCACAUAACUUUGGACAAGACCUGGAAGGGGAGUGACCACUCAGCUUCACUGGAGCCUGGAGAACUGGCCGAGCUGGUGCAGUCAGUGCGUCUUGUGGAGCGUGCCCUGGGCUCCCCAACCAAGCAGCUGCUGCCCUGUGAGAUGGCCUGCAAUGAGAAGCUGGGCAAGUCUGUGGUGGCCAAAGUGAAAAUUCCGGAAGGCACCAUUCUAACAAUGGACAUGCUUACCGUGAAGGUGGGUGAGCCCAAAGGCUAUCCUCCUGAAGACAUCUUUAAUCUAGUGGGCAAGAAGGUCCUGGUCACUGUUGAAGAAGAUGACACCAUCAUGGAAGAAUUGGUAGAUAAUCAUGGCAAAAAAAUCAAGUCUUAAAAUAAAGUGCCAUUCUAUGAA
This is a messenger RNA of Piliocolobus tephrosceles (Ugandan red Colobus), 1238 nucleotides long. It is a transcript of the gene NANS, whose product is annotated as N-acetylneuraminate synthase. The record is from RefSeq and is a predicted model, not a curated record. The transcript has 6 exons. The coding region runs from base 267 to 1217 and encodes 316 amino acids. Gene Ontology annotation, biological process: carbohydrate biosynthetic process. Gene Ontology annotation, molecular function: N-acylneuraminate-9-phosphate synthase activity. NCBI's taxonomy places the organism in Eukaryota, Metazoa, Chordata, Mammalia, Primates, Cercopithecidae.